Molecule: messenger RNA, 2119 nt
Organism: Sphaerodactylus townsendi
Lineage: Eukaryota; Metazoa; Chordata; Lepidosauria; Squamata; Sphaerodactylidae
Gene: ATG16L2
Product: autophagy related 16 like 2
Exons: 18
Coding region: 1-1779 (592 amino acids)
Biological process (GO): autophagosome assembly; negative stranded viral RNA replication
Cellular component (GO): autophagosome membrane
Molecular function (GO): protein binding
Source: RefSeq, a predicted model, not a curated record
AUGGAGACCGAUAACAAACUCCUGGAGAAAUCCUACUUGCUGAGCAUCUACAAGCUGCAGGUGGAAUCUCUGGAUCUUCAUUUGGGACUUUCCACCAGGUCGGCCCUGGAUCUCGCCGACUCCAUAGGGGACGAAGUCUUGGGCUCUGCAGAUGCGCUGGAGCGCCUGAGAAGGAACUACACAGGGCACGUUUUGGAGUUGCGAAGGAUCAACAUAGAACUGACCUGCAAGAUGAUAGAACGGAACAUGAUGCUCGAGGCAAAAGAAACCGCUCUGGUGGAGCAGAGGGCCAGAUUGGCCUCCGUGAGCACACAGCUCUCCAACGUGGAGGCCCAGCACCGGCAGCUGGAGGACCAGGUGGAAGAGCUGAGCCGCAAGAACUCCGCCGUGAAGGCCGAGUACGACACGCUACGCGAGCGUUACCGGUGCCAAGACCUGGAGUUCCGCCGGGUGGCAGAGAGAGGCCUGCAGCUGCUCAAGAGCAUCAUGCGGAUGAAGAUCGAGGCUGCCGAGCAUCGCAACGAGAAGAACGAGAGGGUGAGGAACGCCAGGGUAUCCAAGGAGCUGAGGAAGGCAACCAGGAGGCCCGUCGGCAUUGAGAUAGAGCCAGAAGAAGCGAAGGCCAAGGAGCAGCAGAUGGCCGGGAGAGCCGUUCCCGAGCAGGAGAGCCGGGAGAAGCUGUGGAGAAGAGGGCUCCCUUCCAGUGUAAAAAAACCCACCCCUGCAGAGAGUGGAUCCGGCCUCGGCCAACAAUUCAUACCACUGACCCUCGAGCCGAUAUGUGGGCUUUCAAGGAGUUUGUUCGAUUUCAGGCUGAAGCGCGGGAACUCGGCCAGCGGCCCUUCGGAGGACCACUACUGCUGCGUGCCUUCGUGUACGGCUGCUUGCCUCCCCUCCACAGUGAGCGACCACAAGGAAGCUCACCUGUCAGAGAUCAACGCCAUCAAGUUCAGCCCCACCUCAAGCAUGGUGGCCACGGGUGGAACAGACAGGCUCAUCAGACUGUGGAGUGUGGCUGGCGGCCACCUGGAGCACACGCAGACGUUGGAAGGAGCUACUGGAGGCAUCACCAAUCUCGACUUUGACCCGUCGGGAUCCCAUGUCUUGGGAGCUUCAUACAACAAUGUUGCUCAGGUGUGGAGGACCGGAAACAAAAAAUGUCAAGAGAUCCUCACCGGACACGCGGACAAAGUGACGGCGGCCGUGUUCAGGUCCACUCGGCACCAGGCUGUGACGGGCAGCCGAGACCGGACGGUGAAAGAGUGGGAUUUGUGCAAGGGGGCAUGUUCCAGAACCAUCAGCGUUUUGUCCUACUGUAACGAUCUUGCUUGCUGUGACACCACCAUAGUCAGCGGACAUCACGACAAGACAAUCCGGUUCUGGGACACCAGGGCACCCAGCUGCACGCAAGUGAUCCCCGUGGGUGGCAGGGUGACGUCCUUGAGCGUCAGUCACGACCAGAUGCACCUGCUUAGCUGCUCCCGGGACAACGCGCUCAAAGUCAUCGAUCUGCGAACGCAUAACAUCCAGCAGGAGUUCAGGGCCGAAGGAUUCCAGUGUGGCUCCGACUGGACCAAGGCUGUAUUAAGCCCUGACAAGAGCUAUGCCUUGGUUGGAUCUGCAGACGGCACGCUGUUCCUGUGGAGCAUGGAGACAGGGCAUCUAGAGAGGAGUCUGACUGGAGUUCACGUGUCUGCAGUGAACGCGGUCGCCUGGGCUCCCUCUGGUAUGUACAUUGGCAGCGUGGACCAGUGUAAGAAGCUCGUGUUGUGGAGAUAGACCCCAUCCUGGGGUCAGAUGGGGCAAGACUCCUCCGUUACCCCUCCAACAGCCUCUGAUCCCCACGGAGUCCUGCAGGUCACCCGCAGGUGGCUGCGUCUUCCUCAGACACGGGCAACGUGGAUUUCCACCUCGAGACGCCACUGCUGGAAAAGGGACGCGCUUUUUAUGAAGGGACUUUUGAGGACUGGAACGUGGAGGCUGAGGCCUACCAGCUGAGAGAGCCAGCGUGGUGCAGUGGUUAAGAGCAGCUGCGCUCUAAUCUGGAGAACCGGGCUUGAUUCCCCACUUUCCCCCAUGAUCUGGUGAACUGGGUUUGUUCCCCACUCUGCCACUUGAG